CUCUUCCUCAUUACGAGUAGAGUUGUGUUCACGUGAGGUUGUGUCUCCUUUUUACCACAAAAUAGGUCACACAACCCACCUCCAGUCGUGAAUUAACUCUCUUAUAAGUAAUUAAAAAAUCCAAAAAAAAUAUAAAAACUUUAAAAAAAUACAAAACAAAAAAAUCGCAAAAUCGUAGCCGAAAACCGCGUAACCUGAGGUAAAAUAAAAAAGGUGUGGAACAAAAAUACAAAGUGAAUUAUUCUCGUUGAUUUUCGUUCACGCGUGUUAGAAGAAAGAGUGACAAACGUGGUUGAGCCACGAAGAGUGAAAAAGGCAAGGCCAGAACGAGGAAGCAGCCACGAGGAAGCUGAAAACUAUAAGAUUUACAGCAACGUUGGCUUCAAACAGCCAAAAUGAAUCCCGGAGCGCCGAAUUAUCCGAUGGCAAGCCUUUAUGUGGGAGACCUUCACUCGGACAUAACCGAAGCGAUGCUUUUCGAAAAGUUCUCGUCGGCUGGACCUGUACUUUCAAUUCGCGUCUGUCGUGAUAUGAUCACUCGACGCUCGUUGGGAUACGCUUACGUCAACUUCCAGCAGCCGGCCGAUGCAGCUGAACGUGCGUUGGAUACCAUGAACUUUGACAUGAUAAAGGGCCGACCGAUCCGAAUAAUGUGGUCUCAACGCGAUCCUUCCCUUCGAAAGUCUGGAGUUGGCAACGUCUUUAUCAAAAACCUGGACAAAAAUAUUGACAAUAAAGCCAUGUACGACACGUUCUCGGCAUUCGGAAAUAUAUUAAGUUGUAAAGUCGCCCAGGAUGAAACUGGCGCGUCCAAGGGUUAUGGCUUCGUGCAUUUUGAGACUGAAGAAGCUGCAAAUAAGUCCAUUGAUAAAGUAAAUGGCAUGUUGCUGAACGGAAAGAAGGUAUACGUUGGCAAAUUCAUUCCCCGCAAGGAACGCGAAAAGGAGCUCGGCGAGAAGGCCAAGCUCUUCACGAACGUUUACGUGAAGAACUUCGGGGAAGACAUGACCGACGAAAAACUGAAGGACAUGUUCGAGAAGUACGGCACCAUUACCAGUCAUAAGGUAAUGAGUAAGGACGAUGGCAAGUCUCGAGGUUUCGGUUUUGUCGCCUUUGAAGAUCCCGAUGCAGCUGAGCAAGCUGUAAUUGAAUUGAAUGGUCGCGAGAUUUCGGAAGGAAAAUGCAUGUAUGUCGGCCGAGCCCAGAAGAAAGCAGAACGUCAACAGGAGUUGAAGCGUAAGUUUGAGCAACUCAAGAUUGAACGUCUGAACCGCUACCAGGGUGUAAAUCUGUACGUGAAAAACCUCGACGACACGAUUGACGACGAACGUCUCCGCAAGGAGUUUACUCCUUUCGGAACUAUUACAUCGGCCAAGGUGAUGAUGGAGGAGGGGCGCAGCAAGGGCUUUGGCUUUGUCUGCUUCUCGUCUCCCGAGGAGGCCACGAAAGCAGUUACCGAAAUGAACGGACGUAUUGUGGGUACGAAGCCACUUUACGUCGCCCUGGCUCAACGUAAGGAAGACCGCAAAGCACAUUUGGCUUCGCAGUACAUGCAACGGAUGGCCAACAUGCGUAUGCAACAGAUGGGACAGAUGUUCCAGCCUGGCACUGGCAGCUACUUUGUGCCAACUCUUCCACAACCCCAACGAUUUUAUGGACCACAAAUGGCACAGAUACGUGCCACACCUCGCUGGCCCGCACAACCGAACCAAGUACGACCAAAUGCCCAAACCGGAAACUCUGGAUUCGCCAAUAUGCAAGCUCAAUUCCGAGCUGCGCCUCGCGUUCCUGCUGCUCAGGCGGGAGCCAUGCGCAAUGCUAUUUCUGCAAGACCUAUCACAGGUCAACAAGCUGUGGGAGGUGCAAACAUGCAAGGACGUUCGAUGGCUGGUCCAGCGGUUGGAGUAUCUCCUCAGAGCCGUCCACCAAAUUACAAGUACACAGCCAAUAUGCGAAACCCGCCACAACCGAUGGCAAUUCCAGUUCAACCUCCGGUUCAGCAAGCGGUCCACAUUCAAGGGCAGGAACCUCUGACUGCCUCCAUGUUGGCAGCAGCUCCACCGCAGGAGCAAAAACAAAUGUUGGGAGAGCGACUCUUCCCGUUGAUUCAGUGUAUGUAUCCUCAACUUACUGGCAAAAUCACCGGUAUGUUGCUGGAGAUCGACAAUUCGGAAUUGUUGCAUAUGCUCGAGCAUAGCGAAUCAUUGAAGGCCAAGGUCGAGGAAGCCGUAGCUGUACUCCAGGCUCAUCAAGCCAAGCAGGCAGUGGCUUCAAAGAAGGAGUAAUAAUACUUCCUUCUUCUUUAUUAUUAUUAUUAUUAUGAUUAUGAUUAUUAUUAAUAUUCUGUUCAAAACAUUUGACUAAAUUUCAUUUCUUGCAAUAAAUUUUUCUUUCCGUUUA
Messenger RNA from Belonocnema kinseyi, 2400 nucleotides. RefSeq names its product polyadenylate-binding protein 4-like (gene pAbp). Bases 396 to 2285 code for a protein of 629 amino acids. The record is from RefSeq and is a predicted model, not a curated record. NCBI's taxonomy places the organism in Eukaryota, Metazoa, Arthropoda, Insecta, Hymenoptera, Cynipidae. Gene Ontology annotation, cellular component: cytosol; nucleus; ribonucleoprotein complex. The transcript has 4 exons. Gene Ontology annotation, molecular function: poly(U) RNA binding; poly(A) binding; mRNA 3'-UTR binding.